Molecule: messenger RNA, 609 nt
Organism: Diatraea saccharalis (sugarcane borer)
Lineage: Eukaryota; Metazoa; Arthropoda; Insecta; Lepidoptera; Crambidae
Source: the annotation of a GenBank genome assembly
AUGAGUGGCGCGGUGCGGCUGGAGGCGGUGUUGGUGGCGCUAGUGGAGCGGAAAGCGCGCGCCCUCCACGCGGAGCAGGCGCGGCGGCGGGCGCGACAUCCGUUGCUGUUACUGCUGCGCGACCACCUGCCCGAUGAGGAGGCAUCUAUAAUUGGCAACCAAGGCGAAGAAUUACCAUCGCAUUGGUGCGAGCAUGAAAUCGCGAGGCACAAACAAAGAAAGCUCAAACUGCAUACUCAUCCAAGGGAUCUUCGGAGUCCCGAACAAUUGGAAUUGGAAAGGCGACGCAGACGGCGCAGACGUAGCCCGCAUACACAAUCACAGAAGCUCAGGAAACACCGAACACUACUCGUCUCUGCUAUCGACGAGCAAGCUAAAGUCAUACAUGUUUUGGACCCCGACGAAUUGCCGAGGCGUGCUCGUUACACUAUCAUGGUGACAGCGUGUUUGCUGCUCUUCCUUUGUCUACUAUUAGUAGGUGUUACGUUAAGAAUGGCUCCACUCAUCGAUGAUAUGGAAUUAUUUGCCCUUUGUGGUUAUAUAACGGCCAUACCACUCAACCGUCAUGAUGUCAUAAAGACGUGUAUACGAGAAAUUCAAGGCACAUAG